UAGCAAGAUGGCCGCGGCGCAGGGAGGCGGCGGUAGCGGGUCCCGCGAGCUCCCUGAGCUCGGCGGGGGGGUCGGGUAGGUGAUGGCUCCCGGGAGGGGGAGCCGGGCCGCCGGCCGGCGCCGCGCAGGCGCCACCAUGGUGAGGAGCAGGGCGCUGUGGAGCUGCUGCCUGGAGCUCCUGGCGCUGCCUUCAGCGGCUGCUGGUUUGUCAGGUAGGAGGCAGCAGCAGCCGCGUGACGGCUCCUGCUGGGGAGUCGCGGCGCAGGCCGGGGAGAGGAGCCGCCGCCGAGCCAUGGAGGAGGAGGACGAGGAGAGCGCCCAGCCGCAGCCCGAGCGCUCUUCAUCAAAAGACAUGGAUGAGAAGGCAGAUGAAGAGCAACCUUUGACUGCAUGUAACCAGUACCCUAAGGAGGCAGUAAGGAAACGACAAAAUUCAAGUCGAGGUUCCAGAGGCAGUGACUCCUCCAGGACGUCCAGAAAAAGCUUCAGAUUGGAUUACCGAUUAGAGGAAGAUGUAACUAAAUCAAAGAGAGAUAAAGAUGGAAAGUUUGUCAACCCUUGGCCAACAUGGAAAUCUCCAUCCUUGCCAAAUAUUUUGAAAUGGGCCCUUGUGGAAAAAAAUAACAGCAACAUCCCAUCUUCAAAACAGGAACUUGAUAAAGAGCUUCCUGUGUUAAACCCUUACUUUAUUCCAAACCCUGAACUAGUUGGUAAGACUGGAACUGGCAUGCGAGUCACAUGGUUAGGACAUGCCUCAGUUAUGGUGGAAAUGGAUGGACUCGUAAUUCUUACUGACCCCAUCUUCAGCCAGCGGGCUUCCCCAGCACAGUUUGUGGGUCCAAAACGUUUCCGAGGACCUCCAUGCACAGUAGAUCAGCUCCCAAAAAUAGAUGCAGUGAUGAUCAGCCACACCCACUAUGACCAUUUGGACUAUAAUACUGUAGAGAGUUUAAACAAGCGCUUUGGCACUGAGUUGAGAUGGUUUGUGCCUCUGGGUCUUUUAGAAUGGAUGCAGAAAUGUGGCUGUGAAAAUGUGAUUGAACUGGACUGGUGGGAAGAGAACUGUGUCCCCGGUCAUGACGCAGUUACUUUUGUCUUUACCCCGUCUCAACACUGGUGCAAGAGGACUGCAACAGAUGACAACAAGAUUCUUUGGGGCAGCUGGUCUGUCUUGGGGCCCUGGAAUAGGUUUUUCUUUGCAGGAGAUACUGGUUACUGUGUUGCUUUUGAAGAGAUAGGCAAAAGAUUUGGACCUUUUGAUCUUGCAGCUAUUCCCAUUGGAGCUUAUGAGCCAAGGUGGUUUAUGAAAUACCAGCAUGUGAAUCCUGAAGAAGCUGUAAGAAUUCAUAUUGAUGUUCAGACAAAGAAGUCUGUAGCGAUUCAUUGGGGAACCUUUGCUUUAGCAAAUGAGUAUUACUUGGAUCCUCCAGUUAAACUGAAUGAAGCCCUUGAAAGAUAUGGCUUGAAACCUGAGGAUUUCUUUGUCUUACACCAUGGAGAAUCACGAGACUUGAAUAUAAAUGAUGAUGGAUUUGAAUAAUUUUUAAAAAUCUGGCAAUUCUUUGAGCCUUGUUUUGAUAUAUACUAGGAAACACGGAAAAGAUUGAUAGCUUCAUAACCCUAUAAUGAAAUUUUUUAAAAAUUUGUACUGGAUUUUUAGACUCCAGGUUUGUUAAUUUCAGAGGUAAAAAUUGUAUACCUGCUUGAUUACACAAUUGCUUAUAAACUGAAUGGCAUAUUGAGAGAUGAUUUAAACACUAGCUAAUGUACAAGGCAUUAAUUGUCUAGAAAUACCUUGUAAUUUCAACUAUGUACAUCAACCAAAAAAUACUUUAAUUUUUUCAUAUAUGGUUUUAUGGGGUGGAGUCUUCCAACUAUUGUGAAAGCAUGUUUAAAGUAAAAUACUGAUUUUACUGAAUGCCUGUAUGUUUGCAUUUCAUGAGAAACUAAAAAUGAUCUAAAGAAAUGU
Messenger RNA from Trachemys scripta elegans, 1969 nucleotides. RefSeq names its product N-acyl phosphatidylethanolamine phospholipase D (gene NAPEPLD). The transcript has 5 exons. Gene Ontology annotation, biological process: N-acylphosphatidylethanolamine metabolic process; N-acylethanolamine metabolic process. Gene Ontology annotation, molecular function: zinc ion binding; N-acylphosphatidylethanolamine-specific phospholipase D activity. The record is from RefSeq and is a predicted model, not a curated record. The coding region runs from base 83 to 1540 and encodes 485 amino acids. NCBI's taxonomy places the organism in Eukaryota, Metazoa, Chordata, Testudines, Emydidae. Gene Ontology annotation, cellular component: membrane-bounded organelle; cytoplasm.